GAUUGUUGGGCUAUUUUAGCUGCAACUAUUACUUUUAACGCAUUUGGAUUGCCUUCGUUCGUUGAGAUAAUCAUUGUUACUAAUAAGUUAAUAAAUAUUCACAAUAAAUAGACGAAAAUACGUUCAGCACACAACCGACACAUUUCGGGGAAUACCCUUCGUAUAUGUUUCGUAGCGGUUUAUAUUCUGCGCUCUAUUCCGUGACAAUAAAUUCUUUUUAUAUUGUACGUAGCAGCUAAUUUGGAAAAAUGAUUAUUGGAAUAUUUUGUAUUUUUUUGUAUUAUUUGUCGCUAUCGUGUAGCGCAGAAAAUAUUGUAUUAAUCGUCGCAGAUGAUUUGGAUGUAUUUCUCGAUGGAAUGACACCAUUGACAAAUACAUUGAAUUUAAUUGGAAAUCAAGGUGCAACAUUUUCAAAUUGUUUUGUUGCGUCGCCUAUUUGUUGCCCAAAUAGGGCGUCGAUUUUAACUGGAAGAUAUCAACAUAACCAUUUAGUAGUAAAUAAUUCUAUCGACGGAGGUUGUAACAGCGUUACAUGGCAGGAUUUACAAGAACCAAAUACAUUCGCAGCAUAUUUAAAACGGGAGAUGUUAUAUACAACCUUUUAUGCUGGAAAAUAUUUAAAUCGGUAUGGGGAUAAAAUUGUUGGUGGACCAGAACAUGUACCAACAGGGUGGGAUUGGUGGGCUGGUCUUAUCGGAAAUUCAAAAUACUAUGACUAUUCGUUAUCUAUAAAUGGAACUAAAAUGAAAUUUGGCAAUAAUCCAGCCGAAUACCUUACCGAUGUAAUUAGUGGUUUAGCAAUAGAUUUUAUUAAAACUCGUAACCUAGAUGGUCCGCCAUUUCUUAUGGUUUUAGCACCUCCCGCACCUCAUGCACCUUUUAUACCUGCGGUACGUCAUAACGAUAAAUAUAAAGGCACAAAGGCCAAAAGAACACCAAAUUUUAAUACACCAAGACAAACGGAUAAGCAUUGGUUAGCGAGGAGAGGACCAUCCCCACUUCCUGCUCAUGUAUUACCUGAGUUAGAUGAAAUAUACAGAAGAAGAUGGGAAACAUUGUUAGCUGUCGAUGAGCUCGUAACGAAUGUAUACGAAACUUUAAAGACACGAGAUCUUUUAAAUAAUACUUAUAUUAUAUUUACAUCUGACAAUGGAUAUCACAUUGGCCAGUUUAGUAUGCCUAUGGAUAAGCGUCAACCAUACGAAUCAGAUAUUAGAGUUCCAUUAUUAAUAAAAGGUCCUGGAAUUGUAUCGUCAAAAGUUUCUGCUCCCGUUAGUAGCGUUGAUUUAUUUGCCACGAUUUUAGAAAUAGCUGGCGUUGAACGUCCAUCGGAUGGAACAUCUCUGUUAAAGAAGACGUUGCCGAAAGAUAGAACACUUUUAAUAGAAUACAGGGGAGAGAAAUCUAAUGGUGUUCCGUCAUCGGGUUGUCCAAGCGAUAGCGAUCCGAAUCUUGCUAUGUGCAUGAAAGACAUGGCAUGCAAAUGUCAAGAUGCUGGAAAUAAUACUUUUAGUUGUAUACGCCACCUAUCUCCGGAUUAUAAUAAUAUUUUCUGUGUUUUUGAGGACGACCAGCACUUUGUUGAAGCAUAUAACAUAACUACCGACAGUUAUCAAAUGGAAAAUAUCGGAUACAGCAUGAAUCGUCGUCGUAGGUAUCGAUUUAGAAAGCAUCUGAAAAAAAUGUCUGUUUGUAUGAACGAAGAAUGCAUCGCUACAAACAACGAGAACUUUUUUAUGUAGAACAAAUAUAACACUUUUAAAUACUUUGUAAUACUUUAAACCAAUGGUAAUAAAGUAAGUUUUGUAAAC
Messenger RNA from Hylaeus volcanicus, 1811 nucleotides. RefSeq names its product N-acetylglucosamine-6-sulfatase-like. The record is from RefSeq and is a predicted model, not a curated record. Lineage: Eukaryota; Metazoa; Arthropoda; Insecta; Hymenoptera; Colletidae. Gene Ontology annotation, biological process: glycosaminoglycan metabolic process. Gene Ontology annotation, molecular function: glycosaminoglycan binding; N-acetylglucosamine-6-sulfatase activity. The coding region runs from base 249 to 1742 and encodes 497 amino acids. The transcript is spliced from 10 exons.